AUGACGGGUUUAUUCUUACCAAGAACUGUUCCUAACAUUGAUUCUUCAUAUUUUAUGGGAUAUUUGCCAAAAAUGUUUGAAUCUAAUUUGAAUACUGCUUGUGAUGAAGCUUAUCUUAAACUUUUUGAUAAUUAUGUACCGAAUUUAACAAAACAACUUGAAUUUAGAGUAGGGUAUGUAAAUGAGCCUGUAGAAAGACUUGACUCAGAACUUCACCAUUUAUGCGACGUUCUAAAAGGUCAUUAUGUUUGCGAAUUGGAAAUAUGGUUUUCUCUUAGUGUAUUUGAGAAGUAUUUUCGCAAUCUUACUCUUGGAGAGAAACCUUCUCAAGGACCUAAUCCAUAUGAACAGAAAUUUUGUGAUUUAUGUCUUAAUAUAUUAAAGGAAAUUGUGGAUUUCCUCGCUUUCUGUUUAAAACCACAGCAUACAAAAGCAGCGACUAACUUUAAUGCUACGGAAAAUGAAUGUUUUCAAGGGGUGCCAAGACUUAAAACAUAUAGAACUAAGUGCAAACUAUCUGGAAAUCAUGUUAUAUACCUUACUAAAUGUAUUCAUAAUCAUUCCCAUAAUAACUAUAUGAAAAAACUUCUACAUAAUACCUUAGAAGAUUCGACUUUUAAAAAAGAUGAAGCCAGAGGAUAA
Molecule: messenger RNA, 642 nt
Organism: Pneumocystis carinii B80
Lineage: Eukaryota; Fungi; Ascomycota; Pneumocystomycetes; Pneumocystales; Pneumocystaceae
Exons: 5
Coding region: 1-642 (213 amino acids)
Source: RefSeq, a predicted model, not a curated record